GACUUUUAUAACUCAUUGUCAGAGUGAAAAAAAUUAAUACAUUUUCCACCAGUUAGUGUUUAACUAGUUCCCUAUAUCUGAGGUCUGACAGAGUAGAGAAGCCAGGGUAACCCCUGUUGGGCAGCUCUUUGCUUCAGGUGUCCCUGGACCAGCCAGAAGAGAAGCAGCAGAAUUACAGUGCCAGGGUGAGACACAAUGGUGGAAUCCAACUUCACUGCAAAGGAUGCCUACCUGAGCCACUUCAAUCCUCAAACUUACCUGGAAAAGUAUUAUACCUUUGGACCGAGCCCCUCUGCAGAGAAUCAGAUUCUGAUGCAUGUCCUCAGAAGACUUUUCAUGACCUUCUCAUCUGGCAGGGUGAAAGGAGACCUCCUGAUCGACAUUGGCACUGGCCCCACCAUCUACCAGCUCCUCUCUGCCUGUGAGGCCUUUAACGAGAUUGUGGCCACUGACUACACUGACCAGAACCUCAAGGAGCUCAACAGGUGGCUAAAGAAGGAACUGGAAGCAUUUGACUGGUCUCCUGUGGUAAAAUAUGUAUGUGAACUGGAAGGGGACAGGGAGAAGUGGGCUGAAAAGGAGGAGAGACUGAGACAGAAGAUCAAGCAUGUCCUGAAGUGUGACGUGACCCAAAGCCAGCCUUUGGGCCCUGUUUCUCUGCCCCAGGCUGAUUGUCUGCUCACAGCAUUGUGUCUGGAUGCUGCCUGCAAAGACCUCCCUACCUACCAGCAGGCCCUGAAGAACCUCAGCAGCCUACUGAAACCUGGAGGAUGCCUGGUGCUUAUUGAUGCCCUCAAGAGUAGCUACUACAUGAUUGGUGACCAGAGGUUUUCUAGUCUCUCCCUCACCCAGGAGGCUGUGCAGGAUGCAGUGGUGAAGGCCGGUUACACAAUUCAAGAGUUUGACGUCAUUCCCCAAAGCUACUCCAGGACCAGAGCAAACAAUGAAGGGCUUUUCUACCUUGUGGGGCAGAAGCUCAAUAAUUCUGUAGGUUUACCAAGUUAAUCGUGCUUUCCUUUCUCACUUCACCAAAAGUCAGCUCUUCUGUGGCUCUUGGUAAAGAUCUUUCUAUCUUCUUCCUAUGUGAUCUGAGAUGAGUUAUAGGCAGCCCUUGGGGAGGGAAGACUGAGUACGUUCUUCAGAUGGUA
Molecule: messenger RNA, 1148 nt
Organism: Phascolarctos cinereus (koala)
Lineage: Eukaryota; Metazoa; Chordata; Mammalia; Diprotodontia; Phascolarctidae
Product: nicotinamide N-methyltransferase-like
Cellular component (GO): cytosol
Molecular function (GO): N-methyltransferase activity
Source: RefSeq, a predicted model, not a curated record